This is a messenger RNA of Symbiodinium sp. CCMP2456, 573 nucleotides long. The record is from the annotation of a GenBank genome assembly. NCBI's taxonomy places the organism in Eukaryota, Dinophyceae, Suessiales, Symbiodiniaceae.
AUGGGCCCUCCGCUGGAGAAGCAGCUUGAGACCACGGAGAAGGAGUUCCGGGAUCUCAGAGAGGAGCUGGAAAAAGAGCUGCAGAGUACUGCACUACCACUUUUCGAGAAGGCAGAAGUCGCUCUGGACGUGUUGGAGAUGAGGGACAUCGCAGAGCUCAAAGCCAUGAAAACGCCUCAGGAGCAGCUGAAGAAGAUAAUGGCCACCAUUGCUGCUGUCGUAUACAACGUGGAGGUGAAGACGGAGGCUGAUUGGAGAGGCAAAGCCGGUCACUCUCUAGUCCCAGACCUCAAGAACUUCGACCGUGAUGCGAUUCUUGUGGAGGAAAAUGCGCAGGUGAAGCGACUUGAGGAGCAUUGUGCUGACGAGGAGCUCAGCAUCCAGGAAAUGGAGAAGUUCAAAGGUCCGAGGAUCGCGAAAUUGUUGAAUACCUGGAUAUGGGCGAUGCGUGAGUAUGCGGUGGUCCGCAAGAAGAUCCAGCCAAGAAUGGACAAGAUGCGCAAGCUUGAAGCGGAGCUCGUAAAGCUUUAUGAAGAGAAAAAGGAGCUUGAGAAAAGCAAGCCCACGGGUUGA